Galdieria sulphuraria is the source of this 1959-nucleotide messenger RNA. RefSeq names its product X-Pro dipeptidase. NCBI's taxonomy places the organism in Eukaryota, Rhodophyta, Bangiophyceae, Galdieriales, Galdieriaceae. The coding region runs from base 3 to 1874 and encodes 623 amino acids. The transcript is spliced from 9 exons. Gene Ontology annotation, molecular function: metalloaminopeptidase activity. The record is from RefSeq and is a predicted model, not a curated record.
GGAUGGAGUCGGUUGGAAUGGAUUUUAUGAAGGCUGAAGAAAAAGUUGUUCGACUACGAAAAUAUUUGAAAGACUUGCAAUUGGAUGCUUUUAUAAUACCCAGCGAAGACGCUCAUCAAAGCGAGUAUGUCGCCAACUGUGAUCAAAGACGUCAGUUUAUUUCAGAUUUCACGGGUUCUGCUGGCUUCGCAGUCGUUACUCAACAAGAAGCACUGUUAUGGACAGAUGGAAGAUAUUUCUUGCAAGCAGAGAAAGAGUUGGACCCAAAAGUAUGGAAAUUGAUGCGUAUGUUGGAAGACAAAAGUAUGGAAGAUUGGUUGGUGGAUUGCUUUAUUGCAGAGUCUCCACAAACUGUACGAAGUAUUGGAAUGGACGGAAGAUUUAUUUCGGUUGCUUCGUUCAAACGCUUAGAAAGAAUCUUGCAAGAUAAAUGUCCAUCCUGCGCAUCCCUAGUGUUGCUUCCUAUUGGGGAAGAAAACUUGGUAGACAAAGUUUGGGGUAAACAUAAACCUCCCAUUCCAAAGAGUUUGGUAUUUUUACACUCAGAAGAGUAUGCGGGAGAAUCAGUAAAAAGUAAACUAGCAAGAGUUCGUGAGUCAAUGGCAAAGAACCAUUGCAAUCUAUUGAUUGUUUCAGCACUGGAUGAGGUUGCAUGGCUUUUCAAUCUCCGCGGUUCGGAUGUAGAAUAUAAUCCUGUCUUCUUAUCUUACGCUAUUAUUACUGAAACUCAAAGUCUAUUAUUUAUGGAUUCGAGUCGGUUAGAAAAGGAAGCUCAACAGAGUUUAAAAGAACAAAAUAUACAAACUAUUCCAUAUGAAAAUAUCUUUCAAGUGUUGCAAGAGAAAGCUAAAGAUUGCAUAGUUUGGUUGGAUAAAAACAAGGGAAAUAUGGCUCUUUAUCAAGUUUGUCAAAAUGCUCCUUGUAAGAAGAUUGUGGAAAACCCUUGUCCUAUUUCAUGGUUUAAAGCAGUAAAGAAUGAAAAAGAAGUUCAAGGAGCUAAAGAGGCACAUGUAAGAGAUGCAGUAGCUCUCAUUACUUAUUUUGCAUGGUUGGAACAUCAAGUCGUAGUUGAACAGCAAAAACCAACAGAAUGUGAGGCAGCAGACAUAUUAGACUCUUUGAGAAGCAAACAAAGUUUGUUUGUCUCUUUAUCCUUUCCAACUAUUUCUUCAGUUGGAAGCAAUGCAGCUAUCAUUCAUUAUCGACCUAACCCAAAGGAUUGUAAACGAGUGGACAACGAGCAUAUCUAUUUGUGUGAUUCUGGAGGUCAGUAUAGAGAUGGCACUACGGAUGUUACAAGAACGUUGCAUUUUGGUGUUCCAUCGCAAAGAGAAAAAGAAUGUUAUACAAGAGUAUUGAAGAGCCAUAUUCAAAUGGAUACCGCCAUAUUUCCCAAAGGCACGAGUGGAUUAGCUUUGGAUUGUUUGACUAGAGCUCCUUUAUGGAAAGUUGGUUUGGAUUAUCGUCAUGGUACUGGUCAUGGUGUUGGUUCCUUUUUGAACGUUCAUGAAGGACCUCAAAGUAUAAGUUUUCGACCAUCUGCUAGUGAAGUUGCAUUGGAACCUAAUAUGUUGGUAACAGAUGAACCAGGUUAUUAUGAAGAUGGAGUGUUUGGUAUAAGAAUAGAAAAUGUUUUGUUGGUAAAGAGUGUGAAGACUCCCAAUCAGUUUGGAGGAAAGCCUUAUUUUGGUUUUGAACACAUUACUUUUGUUCCUAUGGAAAAUAGACUGAUAGAUUUGAACUUGUUGACUGAUGAAGAACUGGCCUGGAUCAAUCGUUAUCACGAAGAAUGUUGGAACAAAGUAUCACCUCAUUUGAAAGACGAAAAGGCUUUCAAGUGGCUUCAAGAAAAGACAUGUCCCUUGUCUAAAUAAGAGGUUAAGUAAAUUGUGUUGAUUUUGUUGGCAAUCUUGUUACUAUAUUUAGUAACAAUUGAAAGGAACCCAAAAAGUUUUAGUU